AGCCCGAUCAACGUAGCCGAUCUGGUCAACCCGGCUGCACGACGCCGUCUUGACAAACCAGCUGUCCUGACAAACCAGCCGUGCUGCCCACCUAACGGCAUCCAUCCCCUUGUACAGUCUCGCUCGCUUCGGACGCCUGCUCCCAAAACUCGGCCAUGGCCCUCUGGCAAUCAGGCGCCUCUGCCGGAAUCCACUUUGGAUGCAUGUCCCGCUUGCUCAACGCCGAUAUGAUGCUUCCGCUGACACACGAGUCUUGUCUUCGGGCCUGUGUACCUCUUCGUCGAUGGCUGUCGGCACCGUCUGCGCAUAACGUCGCAUGGCCCGCAAGUCACACUGCAUCCCGUUCACAGCCCUAUCACACCAUCAGACACUUCACGUCUGCUCAACCGGCCUCGCUGGAUCCGGAUCUCGGCAGGCAACUCAAAUCGUCGUCAGGCACCCCUCUGUUUCAAAGACUGAGCUCCAGCUUCAAGGAGCAGCAGAAGCUCACACCCGAUUGCUGCCUCGACAUUCUCGCCGCCUGUGCCCAGGCCGGAGACGUCAAGACGGCCCUCACAACGAUCGGGCUGAUGGAGACCGAGCGAUAUCCGUUGACCGCCAAAGUCCACGAGCUCCUGCUCGUCACUCUGUCGAAGGAGCCGCAUCGGCAUCUGGCCCAAACUCGCCAGAUCUUGGCCAAUCUCGAGACCAUGCAUCCCGCGCCAGAGUGCUAUCUGAAUCUCCUGAGGGCCUACCGCGGCACUCGCAAUCGUGAGCUCGAAGCGAUUGCGUCGGCAAUGCUCCAGAAGCUCUGCUCACUGUCAGAGGAGUUGACACCCAGAGACUGCGUUGCACUUGUGGAGGUCUGCAGCGGUUACGGCCGGCACGAUCUUCUCGAGCCAGUCCUCACACACUUUGCCUCAAAAACGCAAGCCGCUGCUGCCGAUCGUCUGCAGAUGCUGGAUACACUCGCACGGGCACGAUCGAGUCGGUCGGCGAUCGCACCGAGCUUCCUCCGUCUAUAUCAAGAAGCCAUCGAGGCAAAGCCGGAUUCGCUCUGCAGCACCUCCGAGCGGAUCCAAUUGCUGCAUUCGGCCCUGCAAGCGUAUCUGGAGUUCUCGGUCGUGGACGAGCCUCUUGCGAGCGUCCGCAUCCAGGUUGACCUGGUUCUCGCCCAGAUCGAUCCUGGACUCUCCAACACCAUCGAGUACAAGAGGCUGGUCUUCAUGACGCAGCUGCAUUUGCUCCGCGCCGAGAUCCGAGCUGCAAGGGCCACCCCCGAUGAGUUUGAUGUGCGUCCAUGGCUCAAGAUCAAGCAGUACCUCCUCUCCCAAACGGACUUUGUUGUCCCGGACGAGUGCUUCGUGCUGAUAUUGGAGGGCUACCUGCGGUCGCUCUCGAUCGAGAUCCACAAGCCAUCGCGGAGCCCUGCAGCGUUCUCGCAAGACGGAUUCUUUGCUCUCUGGACCGAGUGCAUUUUGUAUGGCUGGCGGGUCACGGAUCAAUCGAUUGCGGCCCUGUUCCGAGUUCUGGCGCAGCCGGCAGUGCUUUCCAAGAGCCCGCAGCGGAUACAGAUCGUCGAGCGCAUCUUCCAGCACAUCCCCGAGACGGGUCUCAAGCCCACCGCCUCGAUGUACGCACCUCUGUUUCCUGUCUUUACGGCCGACCACGAAGCCACACCAACCAAUCCGAUCCCACACAUGGUGCUGCUCGACAUCGAGAAGCAAAUGCUCGGAAGCGGGAUCGCACACAACUUUGACAGCGCCAGCGCUGCAGUGAUGGCGUACUGGAAAGGAUUCCAGCCCACCUACGCCAUGCGCCGACUCUCGGACAUGGAGCUCUCUGGCAUCCGCCCCCGCCCCUCCGUGGGAUUCUAUGUCGAGCUGAUUCGGCAUGCUGCUCCGUAUCGACACCUAGCCCUGUUCGUGCUGCAGGACCUCUAUCCGUCCAUGCUUCGGCAGCGAAUCGCUCCCAACCACAAGCUGUACUCGGAGCUGUUGCGAUGCUGCCUGGCAUGCGGAAACCAGGCUCAAGGUCACCAGAUUAUGAUCGAGAUGCGCGACAAGCAGAUUGCACUUUCGGCAGACGAUGCGCUCGUACUGCUCGAGCUGAUGCUGGCCACGGACGGGGUAGUGCUCUACCACGGCGCGCAAGCCGUCAUCCGAAGAAUGAAGCAGAGCGGCGUGACGCUUUCGCAGCAGCAUUUGGAUGUUAUCCAGGAUGCGCACGGGCGCAAGCGACUGUCGGGCGAUGAGGUGCGGUAUCUUGUAGAGUUGGCGGGCAAAUAAAGUAGCUCGUGUGCGAGCGCAGUAGAUGACGACGG
Messenger RNA from Polychytrium aggregatum, 2302 nucleotides. RefSeq lists its product as uncharacterized. NCBI's taxonomy places the organism in Eukaryota, Fungi, Chytridiomycota, Chytridiomycetes, Polychytriales. The coding region runs from base 156 to 2267 and encodes 703 amino acids. Gene Ontology annotation, molecular function: protein binding. The transcript is spliced from 2 exons. The record is from RefSeq and is a predicted model, not a curated record.